Amborella trichopoda is the source of this 1186-nucleotide messenger RNA. NCBI's taxonomy places the organism in Eukaryota, Viridiplantae, Streptophyta, Magnoliopsida, Amborellales, Amborellaceae. The record is from RefSeq and is a predicted model, not a curated record.
UAAAAAAGGGUUUUAUUGGAUUGUACUUGUCCUCGAAGAUUAUCUGUUUUUUGGAAAUUAGGGUUCCGAAGUGUUGCCAUUUGUUAUGAUGAUUGAUCUUUGUUGUGUUUUCUUUUUUUAAAGUUGUUGAUGUUGAAGAGCUAGGCCUUUCCUUUGUCUUGUUUUUUAUUGUUGCCUCUAGAACAGGAUUGGGGUGAUUGCCUUCUUUGCCUUGCUUUGUUUUCUGAAUCCUUUUAUAUGUUCCUAAGGUCUCUCUGAUUCAUGUGCACGUUGAGAACUGUUUGCUGGAAAAGUGCUUGGAUUUAGUUUGAUAUACUGAUUUGCCAUGGCUAGCAUGACCCUCCCUACCACCUGUGCCAUGACCAAUAUCCCAUCUUCACGGAACACCUCUGGUCUUCACAUCAAAGCUCCCUCUUCUUUGGGCACAAUACGGAACAUCUCAAGGGCCUUUGGGUUAAAGAAGUCCUCUGUCUUCAGGGUCCAAGCAAUGGCCACUUACAAGGUCAAGCUUAUUGGCCCCGAUGGGGUCGAGCACGAUUUUGAAGCACCUGAUGAUUCCUAUAUUUUGGACUCAGCUGAGGUUGCAGGGGUUGAGCUCCCUUACUCUUGCAGGGCUGGUGCUUGCUCCACUUGUGCAGGCAAGAUUGUGGAGGGAACAGUUGAUCAAUCCGAUGGGUCCUUUCUUGAUGAUGAGCAGCUCGGCAAGGGUUAUGUGCUCACUUGCGUCUCGUACCCCAUUUCAGAUUGUGUGAUUGACACCCACAAGGAAGGUGAACUCUACUAACUUCAGAUUGUGUGAUCCACACCCACAAGGAAGGUGAACUCUACUAAGAGGAUGCACUCUCUCUCUCUCUCUCUCUCUCUCCCAGCUUUUUUUAAGUGAAUAUCUCCUGAGAACUGUCUUUGCACGCUUAGAGCUGGGAGAAUGUGAACUUGGGAUUAUUUUUGUUCAGAAGACUUGAAAUUAACUGUUAGUGUUUGGUUUUGGGUUAUCAAAUGAUUGGAAACUUGGUUAAAAGACCUGAUGAGGGUGAAAUUUCAGAAAUGUUUGUCUUCAUUGGUACUCUUGUUGGUCCUCUGGUUUUCUUGCUCUGCAUAUUUGACUUUGGCCUUUCAUUGUUUUCACAAGAGUGCAGUUGUUAGGCUACUAAAAGUGCUUUGUGGAAGCAAUAGCAUAAUUGGCAUC